UGUCCGAAAGUGAGCGUAGUCGAGUAAAGAUGGUCGUCGCCGUCGCGCUGUGAAAAUUAGUGCCGUGUGAGUGGAAAAAAUAUUGGAAACCAGCAAGUGAAAAUCAGCAGUAAAUAUAAGAAAAUUGUGCAUUUCCCGUUCGAAAUUGUGUUUCAAAGGGUGAAACUGUAGUGCGUGCACAGUUUGCGAUCGCGUAGACGAUCUAAAAGUACAGUUUAAUUCAAGAAAAUCGAUUGAUUUGGAUACUUUCUUCAACAUCGCGCUAGGAGCUCGCUCUCUAGGACAGUAAGCUUCUAGCCAUGACGACUGAUAUAUCAGUGGUCCGGUGGGACCCCAGUCAGGGUCCCGGGCAGGAGUAUAUCGACGAAUACGAAUACGACGGAGGCAACUCCAGUUCACGCCUUUUCGAGCGAUCACGAAUCAAAGCUUUAGCGGAGGAACGUGAAAGUGUCCAGAAGAAGACGUUCACAAAAUGGGUCAACUCGCAUUUAGUGAGAGUCAACAGCCGAAUAGGAGACUUGUACGUCGACAUGCGGGACGGCAAAAACCUCAUCAAACUGUUGGAAGUAUUAUCCGGCGAGCGAUUGCCCCGGCCGACCAAGGGAAAGAUGCGAAUUCACUGCCUCGAGAAUGUAGACAAAGCGCUGCAGUUCCUUCGGGAUCAGAGGGUCCAUCUGGAGAACAUCGGUUCGCACGAUAUCGUAGAUGGAAACGCCAGCUUAAACUUGGGUCUGAUAUGGACCAUCAUCCUGCGAUUCCAGAUCCAAGAUAUUACAAUCGAGGAAACCGACAACAAGGAGACAAAGUCCGCCAAGGAUGCACUGCUGCUGUGGUGUCAGAUGAAGACCGCUGGAUACCACAACGUGAACGUCCGUAACUUCACUACCUCCUGGCGGGAUGGACUUGCCUUCAACGCAAUCAUUCACAAGCAUCGUCCGGAUCUGAUCCAGUUCGAUAAGCUGACGAAGAACAAUCCCAUACAGAACCUGAACAAUGCGUUCAACGUGGCUGAGGAGAAGCUCGGACUUACCAAGCUGCUGGACGCGGAAGAUGUCUUCGUUGAACAUCCCGACGAGAAGUCCAUUAUCACAUACGUGGUAACCUACUAUCACUAUUUCAGCAAGCUGAAACAAGAAACCGUACAGGGCAAACGUAUCGGCAAGGUCGUCGGUAUUGCCAUGGACAACGAUCGGAUGAUCAACGAGUACGAAUCGCUGACCAGCGAAUUGCUGAAGUGGAUUGAAGUUACAAUUGUUCAGCUCGGUGACCGACAGUUUGCCAACUCUUUAGCCGGCGUGCAGCAACAGUUGGCACAGUUUUCCAACUAUCGCACGGUUGAAAAGCCUCCCAAAUUCGUGGAAAAGGGCAACCUAGAAGUACUUCUGUUCACGUUACAAUCGAAGAUGAGAGCAAACAAUCAAAAACCAUAUACUCCGAAGGAAGGUAAAAUGAUUUCCGAUAUUAACAAAGCAUGGGAGCGUCUGGAGAAGUCGGAACACGAACGAGAACUCGCACUCCGCGAAGAGUUGAUUCGCCAGGAGAAGCUCGAACAGCUAGCCGCACGGUUCAACCGCAAGGCAACUAUGAGAGAAACGUGGCUCUCAGAAAAUCAACGCUUGGUUAGCACCGACAAUUUCGGAUUUGAUCUGGCUGCGGUGGAAGCCGCCGCGAAGAAGCAUGAAGCCAUCGAAACCGACAUUUUUGCCUAUGAGGAACGUGUCCAAGCUGUUGUGGCUGUUUGCAACGAACUAGAGGCCGAAAAGUAUCACGAUAUUGAGCGGAUUGCAGCCCGUAAAGAGAAUGUGUUGCGCCUGUGGAAUUAUCUGCUGGAGUUGCUUAGAGCAAGAAGAAUGCGUCUUGAGUUCUCCAUUCAGUUGCAGCAGAACUUCCAGGAAAUGAUCUACAUCCUUGAUUCUAUGGAAGAAAUCAAGCAACGCUUGCUGACGGACGAUUUCGGCAAGCACUUGAUGGGCGUGGAGGAUCUGCUGCAGAAACAUUCGCUAGUGGAAGCCGAUAUCAACGUGCUCGGCGAACGUGUGAAACAAGUAGUACAAAACUCCCAGAAAUUCUUGGGAGACGAAGAAGGAGGGUACAAGCCAUGUGAUCCGGCUAUCAUUGUUGAUCGCGUACAGCGUCUAGAAGAUGCGUAUGCCGAGCUGUGCAAGCUGGCAGUAGACCGAAGAUGCCGUUUGGAGGAGAGUCGCAAAUUGUGGCAAUUCUAUUGGGACAUGGCCGAUGAAGAGAACUGGAUCAAGGAGAAAGAACAGAUUGUCUCUGCUGAUGAGAUUGGCCACGAUUUGACAACGGUCAACUUACUACUAUCUAAGCAUAGGGCAUUGGAGAAGGAAAUCAAUUCCCAUGAACCACAAUUGAUGUCUGUCAGUACCGUCGGUGACGAGUUGGUUCGCCAGGGUCACUUUGGAGCAGACCGCAUUGAUGAACGUCUCAAGGAAAUUUUGUCUAUGUGGAACAAUCUACGAGAUUUGACGGUAUCGCGUCGUCAACGUCUCGAGAAUGCUGUCGACUACUUCCAACUAUUUGCCGAUGCCGAUGAUAUUGAUAACUGGAUGUUGGAUGCUUUGCGUCUUGUUUCCUCUGAAGAUGUUGGUCGUGACGAAGCGAAUGUACAAAGCUUGCUGAAGAAGCACAAAGACGUCGCAGACGAGCUGAAAAAUUACGCUGAAACUAUCGAACAAUUGCAUGCUCAGGCUAAGAAUCUAACACUGAACGACCCAGAACAGCAGAAGGUUCAAGAACGUCUCGCUGCUAUUGAUGCCCGCUAUAAAGAACUCAUGGAGCUGGCCAAACUGCGCAAACAACGUCUUCUCGAUGCUCUCAGUCUGUACAAACUUAUUUCCGAGAGCGAUGGCGUAGAACAAUGGAUCAGCGAAAAGGAACGUAUGUUGCAGACAAUGGUCCCUGGCAAGGACAUCGAGGAUGUCGAAAUCAUGAAGCAUCGCUACGACGGAUUCGAUAAGGAAAUGAAUGCCAACGCAUCUCGCGUAGCAGUUGUCAAUCAACUCGCCCGCCAGUUGCUGCACGUUGAGCAUCCCAACUCUGAGGAAAUCAUCGAGAAGCAAAACCAUCUCAACCAGAGCUGGUCGAAGUUGCGUGAACAGGCAGAGAGCAAACGCGAUGAUCUGAAGUCCGCUCAUGGGGUGCAAACAUUCUACAUCGAAUGUCGUGAAACGAUUUCCUGGAUCGAGGAUAAGAAACGUAUUCUCACUGACACUGACAGUCUUCAAAUGGAUCUAACUGGUGUGAUGACGCUACAGCGUCGUCUCAGCGGUAUGGAGCGUGAUCUUGCUGCCAUCCAAGCCAAACUUACUGCUCUGGAAAGCGAGGCUGAUGCCAUCGAAGGUGAUCAUCCAGAGGAGGCAGCUUUGAUUCGUGAAAGAAUUUCACAAAUUCAAGUCAUUUGGGAACAGCUUACUCAAAUGCUUAAGGAGCGUGAUUCGAAGCUCGAAGAAGCCGGAGAUCUUCACCGAUUCUUGCGCGAUCUGGAUCACUUCCAGGCUUGGUUGACCAAAACCCAAACCGAUGUUGCUUCCGAGGAUACUCCCACAUCACUGCCAGAGGCUGAGAAGCUAUUAAAUCAACACCAGAGCAUCCGCGAGGAGAUUGACAAUUAUACCGAAGAUUACACUAAAAUGAUGGAGUAUGGCGAAGGCUUGACUUCCGAGCCUACCCAGACCGAAGAUCCGCAGUAUAUGUUCCUGCGUGAACGUCUAAAGGCUUUGAAAGAUGGCUGGGAAGAGUUACAUCAAAUGUGGGAGAACCGUCAAGUUCUAUUAUCGCAAAGCUUGGAUCAGCAGUUGUUCAAUCGUGAUGCACGCCAAGCCGAAGUGCUACUUAGCCAACAAGAGCAUGUUCUCAGCAAGGAUGACACUCCAGUUAAUCUGGAACAAGCUGAAAACCAGCUUAAACGUCAUGAGGCAUUCCUCACCACUAUGGAGGCCAACGAUGAAAAAAUUAAUACUAUCGUUCAGGUUGCCGAUCAGCUGGCAGAGAAGGAGCACUUUGAUUCCGACAAGAUCGGAAAGCGGGCUGAGAGCAUUGCUCAUCGUCGUGAUGAUAAUCGCAACCGAGCUAUCGAACUGCACGAGAAAUUGAAGAACCAAGUUAAGUUGCAUGAGUUCUUACAAGACAUUGAAGAGUUGACGGAGUGGGUCCAAGAGAAAUACAUUACCGCUCAGGAUGACACAUACCGCAGCGCCAAGACCGUUCAUAGCAAAUGGACCCGUCAUCAAGCGUUCGAAGCGGAAAUUGCUGCCAAUAAGGAACGUCUCCACGAAGCCCAGAAGGCCGCCCAGGAACUAAUGGUUGAGAAGCCCGAGUUCAAAGAAAUCAUCGAACCAAAACUUCAAGACCUUGCAAAGAACUUCGAUGAACUUGAGACCAGCACUAAGGAGAAGGGAGCACUUCUGUUCGACGCUAAGCGUGAAGUUAUCGUUCAACAGAGCGUUGACGAUAUCGAUUCAUGGAUGGACGAUUUGGAGAAACAGAUCAUCAAUACCGAUACGGGUAGUGAUCUGACUUCGGUUAACAUUCUGAUGCAGAAACAACAGGUCAUUCAAACACAAAUGGCUGUUAAGGCACGUCAAGUCGAAGAAUUAGAAAAGCAGACCGAAGUCCUGACGAAGACCGCUCCUCAAGAUGUUGUAGAACCCAUCGUGGAGAAGAAGACAGCGGUGAAUGCUCGAUUUGAGAAGAUCAAGGCACCACUUUUGGAACGUCAGCGUCAGCUUGAGAAGAAGAAAGAAGCCUAUCAAUUCCGUCGCGAUGUCGAGGAUGAAAAACUGUGGAUUGAUGAAAAGAUGCCCCUGGCUAACUCCGAAGAAUUUGGCAACUCACUGUUUAAUGUCCACGUGUUGAAGAAGAAGCACCAGUCGCUGAAUACUGAAAUUGACAACCACGAGCCUAGAAUCAUGACUAUUUGCAACAACGGCCAGAAGCUCAUUGACGAAGGACACGAGGAUGCUUCGCAGUAUGCCGACCUAAUCAGCCAGUUGACUCAGAAAUGGCAGGAGUUGAAAGAUGCCAUCGACAACCGUCACAAGCAAUUGGAUCAAUCUGAGAAGGUACAGCAGUACUUCUUCGAUGCCGCUGAAGCCGAAUCGUGGAUGAGCGAACAAGAAUUGUACAUGAUGGUGGAAGACCGUGGAAAGGACGAAAUCUCCGCCCAAAAUCUGAUGAAAAAACAUGAUACUCUGGAGCAGUCUGUGGAGGACUACGCCGACACAAUCAGACAACUGGGAGAAACUGCACGACAGCUGACAGCUGAACACCAUGCAUACAGCGAUCAAGUAUCCGUUAAGCAGUCGCAGUUGGAUAAAUUGUAUGCCGGAUUGAAGGAUUUGGCUGGAGAACGUCGCGCUCGUCUGGAUGAAGCGCUACAGCUGUUCAUGCUGAAUCGUGAGGUUGAUGAUCUUGAACAAUGGAUUGCAGAGCGCGAAUUGGUUGCUGGUUCGCAUGAGCUUGGCCAGGACUAUGAUCACAUUACAUUGCUGUGGGAACGUUUCAACGAAUUUGCCCAAGAUACGGCUGCAGUCGGAAGCGAACGAGUAGCAAAGGCCAACGGUAUCGCGGACGAUCUGAUUCAUGCUGGACACUCAGACAGUGCAACGAUAGCUGAAUGGAAGGACGGUCUCAAUGAAUCGUGGCAGGAUCUACUGGAACUGAUUGAAACCAGAAAGGCGAUGUUGGCUGCUUCCCGCGAGUUGCACAAAUUCUUCCACGAUUGCAAGGAUGUUUUGGGACGCAUUAUCGAAAAGCAACAUGGUGUGUCGGACGAACUAGGACGCGAUGCAGGAUCGGUUUCUGCGCUACAACGCAAACAUCAAAAUUUCAUCCAGGAUCUGAUGACACUCCAUUCCCAAGUUCAGCAGAUUCAGGAAGAGUCUUCGAAAUUACAAGCCGCAUAUGCUGGUGAAAAGGCACGUGAGAUCACAAACCGUGAGCAUGAGGUUCUCGCAGCCUGGGCCAACCUGCAGGGAAUGUGCGACGCCCGUAAGAAUAAACUUGCUGACACUGGGGAUUUGUUCAAAUUCUUCAAUAUGGUCCGAACGUUGAUGCUGUGGAUGGAAGAUGUAGUGCGACAGAUGAAUACCUCGGAGAAACCACGCGAUGUGUCCGGAGUGGAACUUCUGAUGAACAAUCAUCAAAGUCUAAAGGCAGAAAUUGACACCCGUGAAGAUAACUUCUCAGCGUGUUUGGCUCUUGGAAAAGAACUGUUAGCAAGGAAUCACUACGCAUCGGCAGACAUCAAGGAGCGCCUGUUACAGUUGACCAACAGCAGAAACGCUCUACUGCAUCGAUGGGAGGAACGUUGGGAGAACCUUCAGCUAAUAUUGGAGGUGUAUCAGUUUGCCCGAGAUGCUGCUGUCGCUGAGGCUUGGUUGAUUGCACAGGAACCAUACCUAAUGUCGACGGAACUGGGACACACUAUUGACGAAGUUGAGAACCUGAUUAAGAAGCAUGAGGCAUUUGAGAAAUCCGCUGCCGCCCAGGAGGAACGUUUCAGCGCUUUAGAGCGAUUAACUACGUUUGAGCUCAAAGAAAUGAAACGUCGCCAGGAAGCCGCAGAAGAAGCAGAACGACAACGUUUGCAAGCGGAAGCCGAAGCCAGAGCCGCAGCGGAAGCUGAAGCCGAGGCAGCCCGUCAGGCCGAAGCAGCAGCACGUGAUGCAGCCGAUGCACCAGGCUCACCACAUUCCACGAAAGAGCAGGAAUCAGUCGGUACCGACACACCCAGCACCAGCACAACAAGGAGGCACUCUGCGACACCCAAAGAGCGUUCCGCAAGCACGGCCAGUGCUUCAGCAUCCAAAGUUAGCCGAAGAUCUCGCUCCAAGAGCCCAUUCCGGAGUUUCCGCUGGAAGCGGGGCUCCUCCAAAGCAGAAGUAUCGGACGAUGAAGGAGAUCGUCCAAGUCCCGGAGGAGCCGAUGAAGGCGCACAAGAAGGUGUCCUUACCAGGAAACACGAAUGGGAAUCCACCACCAAGAAGGCCUCCAAUCGAUCGUGGGAUAAGAUUUACAGCGUUGCCCGAAAUGGCCGCCUGACGUUCUUCAAGGACCAGAAAACAUCGAAGGCUGUUCCAGAGCAAACGUUCCGCGGUGAACCGUCACUAGAGCUGAAGGGAGCUCAAAUUGAAAUUGCUACUGACUAUACCAAGAAGAAGCAUGUGUUCAGAAUAAAGUUAUCGAAUGGUGGCGAAUUCCUGCUGCAGUGUCACGAUGAUGCGGAAAUGAACCAAUGGGUAACUGCUUUGAAAGCCCAAUGUGAGCUUGACGCUAGCGGUGAAGGCCGUUCGUUAACGUUGCCAGCUUCAUCACAGAAAGAUGAACAGAAGAGACGGUCAUUCUUUACACUGAAGAAAAAUUAAAAUCUUUACAAAAACAUACAUGAUCCGAUAUCGACACGUCUAUGCAAAGCGAUAAAUCAGCAAAAACUGUACUAAACCCAAUUGGACAACUUUCUUCUGUUUUAAUUAGUUGUUAGUGAUUUUAAGUACGUACUUUUUACAGCCCCACCGGCUGUAAAAUAAAAGUUAUUCAAAAUCGAUAGAAAUUUAUGUCUAUGUAGACACGAAAGCAGCAACAGUAAACCGGCGCACUUGUGUGGUUAAUUAUUGUUAACUAACAUUUCGGUUCGGAUGAAAGUCAGGAACAACUAAUAUGUUAAGAGCAAUCUUUAAUGCUAUCUCAGCUUAGUCCAGUAGAGUCCAGUGAAUAACCAGAACAGGCAUGUAACGUAUAGAACAGUACACACAUGAAAGAAAGAUGAAGAUAUCGCAAUGAGUACAAUCCAGGUGAAUCUGGCUUUCGGGAGUUUCAUCUACGACUAAAAUUCCAUCAACAAUCAUCACACCUCAUCGUCGAGAGCAAACAACACAAUUUUGUCUGUAAGAUUUUCGCAACAAAUGGCAGCCGUCUUCGCAAUAACAGCUAAAGAAUUUUAGGAACUUUAAUCAAGUAAAAAUGUAUUGUUUACCUAGAAAAUCAACGUUGUCGAAUUAAGACAUUUAAAGCAAAGUAAAACGCGCUCCGCUGAAGCUGAUUUGGAACCAAAUUAAAAAGUCUUAAAGUCUAAGAACCUGACGAGAUCUAAUUUUAACAAACAAUGUACAUCUAAUAUAAUAAAUAUUUAUUUUAUCCUAGCAGAACGAAAAAUGAAAUUAUCAGACGAAAAAAAGAAACUCUUUGAAAUCCCACAAAGUCUUCGCUUUCGUUUCGUGAGAAAAGAAAUUGUAAGAAUAAGUAUGUGAACCCCCCUCACAGAUGUUAUACAGGCCAGUAUAUGACACACCCAUUAGAAACACAGCGUAGGAAGCCUGAUUUCUUUAUUUUCGUAAACAAAGUUUAAGAAAUGAGGAUCUAGUGCAGUAAUCCAGUCAGCCAUUGGCCACCUAGAGGAGAAUCGCAUGGAAUCUAGUAGCAUAUUGAGUUGUGCACUUUUUCUCCUCAUAAUAGCCUUUCUAUUACGCUUGCCGCAAUCCAUUAAUUAUAGUGUGAAUGAGUUCGCUUCAAUGUGAGGUCUAGGUGUGCGCUUUCCAUUUUAAUAAAAAAAAUACAGCACAAACGAGAACUACUGUCAUGCGAAAAAGAUUUAAUCGAGAAGUACCACGAAGCAACCGGUUAGAACAGAUCGGUUUGAGCCAUCUGGAAGGAGUUUGAUUGGGUUUUCAGAGGAAUGAAAAAUAUUAAAACUAGGCACAGUUCGACCAACCAUUGGGCGUCAAUUAUUUCAGGUUUUUAAUAUUAUGGACUUAUGUAUUUAUGCAAAAUAAAACACAAAUAUUGAUAUUUCAAAAUAUUCGUUUUCUUUUUGCUGUGAAUUAUAGUUCCAAAAUACAAAAUCUGAAAUGAUAUGUGCCCAACUUUUGCUUGUUUGCGGAUCCAGUUGGUCUCCACAACAUGUUUUUUCUCUGCAAAUUCGUUUUUUUUUUAAUUUUUUGUCUUACCAUUUAAACACAGAAGCGAUAGUUUUUAGCGAUACACUGUGAACUGGCCGAUGAGUUCUACACAAAGGCGCAGAGUAACUGGUUGACGAAGUACUGAAAAGUCAUGAUGUUAAAGCAUGGUCAUCGGCCGUUUAUUCGUUGAUAGAUUAAGAGCACUAUUACCUAUAUGAUGGAGACAAAAAAUGGCAUUGCAAUAAUAUAUAAAAUGAAAUGAAAACAAAUUUCGCUGUUUCGUCAGAACGAUAAACUUAUUUUGAUGAAAAUCUUAGAAUAACUAUAAUCAUAAUUCUGUUUAUUUUAGGCCGAACAUUAUUUAUUUUUUCUUUUUCUUAUUAAGAAUGUACUAAAUAAAAACGGAAACAUCGUAAGAGAGAAAUAAAAAAUAUAUUUGCGCGCUAUGUAAAAGAAUUUGUUUUAUACAAAAAAGUAUAUGAAUCAAUCAAGUAUAUUUUCAAACUGCCAGCUUGUGAGUAAAAACAAAAGAAUAAAUGUAUGAAAUAAUGAAUCCUUAUAGUUUGUUUUACUUCAGACGUAAAAGAAAGCGAAUAAUGUAUUAGCAUUAUAAAAAAACAAAAGCUAUUUCUUCUAUAUCUUGUCGAGAGUAACAGAAAAUUCGAAUACCGCGAACAUCGCAUCAAGUUCAAAGUGCAUUUGGAAUAGGAAAUUGGAUGGGCUACAGCAUUUUGAGCAAAAACAAAGCUGAGCAUAAUUAUGCUUUUUAUAUUAAUUCUUAAAGGGAGAUGUGAUGUUCGGAGAAAUUGGUUAAUUCCGAUUGGCUAGUACAAAUGUUUUUCUUUUCUAAAAAAAAAUCCUAUUUCAUUUAAUCGAUCAAACUGCUAGGCGCCAGUAUGAGCCAGUUUAAAUUUCAACGCAAGCGCUAGUAGUACAUCCGAUUUUCUUUCUAUUUGCAGUUUUUCUUGAUAAGCCGUACAUAAAAAAUAAUGUAAUAAGAAAUAAAGAUAUAUUUACAUCUAUGAUUGAAUAUUAUUUUCUAGAUACAAGUAAGGCGAAAUAAACAUGUAAAAAACAAUAUCUUGAAGUCAAAAAUCCCUUGAUAUAGAAAAAGGAGACAUCAAUAUUUAAUUGUUAUCGGAAUAAUCAAACAAAGAUCGCUACUCUAAAAUUUCAAAAUAAAAUGGGACAAAUGAAUAAAA
Molecule: messenger RNA, 10117 nt
Organism: Armigeres subalbatus
Lineage: Eukaryota; Metazoa; Arthropoda; Insecta; Diptera; Culicidae
Gene: beta-Spec
Product: spectrin beta chain
Exons: 11
Coding region: 300-7385 (2361 amino acids)
Biological process (GO): actin cytoskeleton organization; neuron development
Cellular component (GO): cell projection; spectrin; cortical actin cytoskeleton
Molecular function (GO): structural constituent of cytoskeleton; actin filament binding; phospholipid binding
Source: RefSeq, a predicted model, not a curated record